GGAGAAGCUGCUGCCGAGGUCCCCACAAUCUCCUAUUUCUUCAGUUUCAAUUCUUGAUCGUUUCAAUCAUCUUAAGUUCCAUCUUCUAUUGUCCUCCGGUUAAUUUGCACUUGCUUUCUGGAAAGAUGGAGAUAGAAUCACGCGCAGGCCUUUUCAAACUCUGGAACCAGCUUGAGUUGCACGAAUUACCAGAAAAAUUCGUCAUUAGAGCCGUCGAUUCACCAAAUCUAGGCUUCUCCAUCAGCCGGUCGGACGGCCAAGUCCAUUCUCUCCAAGAUGAUCAUGUUUUAAGCAGUACAUCGAAAGUCUCUACUAUAUAUGGGGUCGUUGGAACCAUCAGGCUACUUGCAGGCACAUAUUUAUUGGUGAUAACUUCUCGAAAGGAAAUUGGUGAUUACCUUGGGUUCCCUGUUUACCAAGUGACAUCUAUGAAAUUUUUGGGCUGCAAUGAGUCUUUAAAACUUUCGACAUAUCAAGAGAAAAAGGAUGAGGCAUAUUUCAGGAACUUAUUGAGAAUAGUAGAAUCGACCCCAGGCUUGUAUUAUUCAUAUGAGACAGAUUUAUCACUGAACUUACAAAGGAGAUUUAAGCUUGCUGAAGGGUGGAUGAGCAAGCCAAUUUGGAAGCAGGGUGACCCGCGAUUUGUAUGGAACAGGAACAUUUUGGAGGAUCUUAUUGAGAACAAGCUUGAUGAUUUCAUCAUCCCUCUAAUACAAGGAAGCUUUCGGAUCGGACAGCUGAAGAUAAAAAACGAACCUGCCACGAUUACACUAGUUUCAAGGAGGUGUACGCGACGUUUAGGGACAAGAAUGUGGAGAAGAGGAGCUAACAUGAAUGGGGAUACUGCAAACACCAUUGAAACUGAGCAGCUGUUGGAGCAUAAAGGUUUUAGAUCCUCAUUUCUGCAGAUUCGAGGUUCAAUUCCACUCCUAUGGGAGCAGAUUGUUGAUUUGAGCUAUAAACCUAGUCUAAACAUAAUCAGUCAUGAGGAAACACCAAAGAUCGUGGAACGACAUUUUCAUGAUCUUAUGCAAAGAUAUGGAGAUGUUAUAGCAGUUAACCUUACUGAUAAGGAUGGAGAUGAGGGUCGACUGAGCGCUGCAUAUGCUGCUGAAAUGCAAAAGCUGAACAGUGUGAGAUAUGUGUCCUUUGAUUUCCAUCAUGUCUGUGGCAAUUCAAAGUUUGACCAGAUACAUGUUCUUUACGAUGAAAUAGCAGAGGACUUCGAAAAGCAUGGAUAUUUCCUCGUAGACACAGAAGGGAAGAUACUAGUAGAGCAGAAAGGAAUUGUAAGAUCAAAUUGCAUUGAUUGCCUCGACCGGACAAAUGUUACACAGAAUUACCUGUCUCAAAAAUCUUUGAAUUUUCAACUGCAACGUAUUGGCGUUCUUUCGUCAACCGAGUGCAUUUCCACGUUCCCUGAAGAAUACACUAUUUUCAAGACAUUGUGGGCUGACCAAGGAGAUGAAAUAAGCCUUGAAUACUCAGGGACCUAUGCCCUGAAGGGAGAUCUUGUUAGAUAUGGAAAGCAAACCAUGUCAGGUCUAAUCAGAGACGGAAUCAGUGCAAUCUCAAGAUACUAUUUAAAUAACUUUCAUGACGGUGUUCGACAGGACGCAAUGGAUCUAAUAAGUGGGCGAUACACUGUGAGUAGAAGCAGUCCAUCACCGUUCCAGCUAAACGCAUUCGAGUCCAUCUCCUAUCUUCCGUUUGCAUCUGCUAUUCUAAUUGGAGGAUUAACACUGACAUCUAUUACAGUGAAUCAAGCUAGCAGAAAUGCACAGCAUUUUGUGACAUCAGUAGUAUGUGCUGGAGCAACUGCUGGAGUAAUGGCCAUAGUGAAGGCUAAUGGAAGACAAUUCUGCUCCAGACCCCGCUUGUGUGGCCUUCUGUAAAGUAUAUUCUACUCUUUAUACUUUAAUGUAUAUUAUAAUUAUAAUAAUGCUUAUUUGUUCUAUUAAAUGGAGUAUGGUGUAAUAUUGUUGUAUACAAUAUACAAUAAAUAAUUCACAUGAACAUGAAUGAUGAUGUUAUUGUUAAUGUAUUGUUUUAGACCAA
Messenger RNA from Impatiens glandulifera, 2058 nucleotides. Its product is annotated as phosphoinositide phosphatase SAC8. The coding region runs from base 126 to 1895 and encodes 589 amino acids. The record is from RefSeq and is a predicted model, not a curated record. Gene Ontology annotation, biological process: phosphatidylinositol dephosphorylation. The transcript is spliced from 20 exons. Gene Ontology annotation, molecular function: phosphatidylinositol-4-phosphate phosphatase activity. NCBI's taxonomy places the organism in Eukaryota, Viridiplantae, Streptophyta, Magnoliopsida, Ericales, Balsaminaceae. Gene Ontology annotation, cellular component: endoplasmic reticulum.